Molecule: messenger RNA, 966 nt
Organism: Gekko japonicus
Lineage: Eukaryota; Metazoa; Chordata; Lepidosauria; Squamata; Gekkonidae
Product: olfactory receptor 52N4-like
Biological process (GO): G protein-coupled receptor signaling pathway
Cellular component (GO): membrane
Molecular function (GO): G protein-coupled receptor activity; olfactory receptor activity
Source: RefSeq, a predicted model, not a curated record
AUGGCCAGUUCCAAUGAAACAGGGCAGAUGUUCUUGCGGUUCAUCCUGAGUGGGAUCCCAGGGUUGGAACAUGCUCACGUCUGGAUCUCCUUCCCGUUUUUCUCCAUGUACCUCAUUGGCAUGGUGGGGAACUGCGGGCUCCUCUACAUCGUCUGGACGGAGGAGGCCCUGCACAGACCCAUGUACUACUUCCUCUGCAUGCUCUCCAUCACGGACAUGGUUAGGGGCACAUCCACCAUGCCCAAGGCCUUCUGCAUCUUCUGGCUCAACCUCAAAGAAAUAGACUUCAGCUCCUGCCUGGUCCAGAUGUACGUGGUCCAUACCUUCACAGGGAUGGAGUCCGGCGUCCUCAUGCUCAUGGCCUUGGACCGGUUUGUUGCCAUCUGUUACCCGCUGAGAUACACCACCAUCUUGACCAAUCCCAUCAUCGUUAAGGCAGGGCUGGCCACCUUCCUCAGAGGAGCGGUCCUCAUCCUUCCUUUCCCUUUCUUGGUCCGGAGGCUGCAGUACUGUGGUAAAAACAUCAUCGCUCACACCUACUGUGACCACAUGGCGGUGGUGAAGCUGGCCUGCAGCAGCAUCCGGGUCGACGCCAUCUACGGGCUUGCCGUGGCCCUGUUGAUCGGAGGCUUUGACAUCUUCUGCAUCACCGUGUCUUAUUUCAUGAUCUUGAGGGCCGUCGUGGGUCUCUCUUCCAAGGAAGCCCGGAGCAAGGCCUUCGGCACCUGUACAGCUCACAUCUGUGCGAUCACGGUCUCCUACACCCCGGCUUUUUUCACCUUCUUUGCGCACCGCUUUGGGGGUCACAGCGUUGCUCCUCACGUUCACAUUAUUAUGGCCAACCUUUACCUGCUUCUGCCCCCCCUGAUGAACCCCAUUGUCUAUGGAGUGAAGACCAAGGAGAUCCGUGAGAGUGUCUUCAGGUUGUUCCUGAAGGGGAAGACUCUGAUAGUUCAUGGCCACUGA